UGGUUUCUUCAUUAAGACAAAGCUCAAUAGCCACUAAUUUUUCGGGAACCUUUUCAUCUAUGAUAUUCAAUUAUGGAAGUUGUACUGUGUUUUUUUUAAUAAAUACUUGUUAGGAGCUAUGAUGUUUUAUAGCAAUUUAGUACAGUAUGGUGGAAUGGUCAUAUAUUAUUAGAAGUAAUUCUUGAUAUAUUUGCAGAUUCAGAUUGUGACUUUGUGAGUGAGUAAGACAGUCACCAUAUCACUCUCUCCACUUGAGAAUCAGCAACAGAUGUCAGCUUCCAACCAAAAAGGAUAAGAAAUGUUUUUAUACUUACUGAAGAUUGAAGAAGAAGAAGAAGAAGAAGAAGAAGAAGAAGAAGAAGUGAAGAACCCAAUUGUUUUGGCCAACGUACUCCAACUCUACACCUUCUCACUUGACAGAAUUUAAUGGCUGAGAAUUUAACUAAAGCCUCAUCAGAAACAUCAUCGUCACCGAUGACACCAAUUGAAUCUCCCAGGAAAAAUGUAUUGAGUAGAUUAAUUUGUUUUGGUAGCACUUGUAAAGGAAGCCCGACUUUGAGACUUAGAAGGCGGCUUCGUGGUGACGUUGAGGAGGAGUUUCAAUAUGCUAGUUCUGAUUGCUUAUCAUCAUACUAUAGUGUCUUUGUGGUCCGUCUUGCCAUAAUGGCUCUUCUGGCAAUUUUGAUAGGGAUGCUAACUAUACUGACAUGGCACUUUACGCGCGUCUACACAACUAAAUCAUUGGAUAACCUUGCUUCUGGACUUCGCUUCGAGCUUCUUCAACGUCCCUUGUUAAGAAUGUGGAAUAUUGUUAACUCUACCGUUGAGGUAACAACAGCGCAGGUCAAUCUCUCAGAGCUUAUCAUCAAAAAGUACAACACUUUGCCAGUAACUCAAGAAAACCAAGUUGAGCUGUAUCAAAUGAUGAAGGAUGUAAUGUGGGCGUUGUUUGCGAGUCGUAAAGCACUUAAUUCAAUGACAAUGAACUAUAAAAAUGGGUUUAUCCAGGCUUUCCAUAGAGAUCACAGAAACAACAAAACAUUCUACAUCUACUCUGAUCUUGCAAAUUAUUCAAUCAGUGCAGCCUCCUAUGACGUCAGCAAGGUUUCUUCUCACCAGCGUUGGAAUGAUCAGUCAAUAAAAGGAAACCUUUCUACAAUUUGGUAUCGCGAACUACUUGAUCCUGUAAGUGGUGUGAAGAUAGGAAAACAAGAGCAAAUUCCUCCUGACGAUUUGAUAAAUGUUGCUGGACCCUCACAAGUACCUGAUGGAGUUGCUUCAUGGCAUGUAUCAGUAAGCAAGCAUACAGGUUCACCUUUGCUUUCAGCUGCACUGCCUGUGUGGGACCCUACCAAUGAGAGUAUUGUUGCUGUUGUGGGUGUUACAACUGCAUUGUAUAGUGUUGGACAGUUGAUGAAAGAGCUUGUAGAGGCUCAUAGUGGUCACAUAUAUCUUACCUCUCAAGAGGGUUAUUUGCUUGCCACUUCUACUAAUGCCCCUCUCUUGAAUAAUUCUGCAAAAGGUGCUAAGCUUGUAAAGGCUGUUGAUUCAGAGGAUGAUAUCAUACAACAGGGUGCUAAGUGGUUACAGAAAGAGUAUUCAAACAAGUUUCCUCCGAGCUAUGGAGUUCAUGAAGAAAAUAUUAUGCUUGGAGGCAAGAAAUAUUAUAUUGACUCCUUUUUCUUAAAUUUGAAAAGGCUUCCAAUGGUGGGUGUCAUACUCAUCCCUAGGGAAUAUAUAAUGGGGAAGGUGGAUCACAGAGCUUAUAAAACACUGGUUAUACUUAUAUGUGCCUCCGUCUGUAUACUGGUAAUUGGAUGUAUUUGCAUAUUGAUAUUGACUAAUGGAGUAUCUGAGGAAAUGAAACUUAGAGAAGAACUGAUAAACCAACUAGAUGCAAGGAGACGAGCAGAAGCAUCGAGCAAUUACAAAAGCCAGUUUCUAGCAAAUAUGAGUCAUGAGCUACGAACACCAAUGGCUGCAGUGAUUGGGUUGCUUGAUAUUCUAAUUUCCGAUGAUUGUCUCACAAAUGAGCAGUAUGCAACUGUUACUCAGAUUAGAAAAUGUUCAAAUGCUCUUCUUCGACUUCUUAACAACAUCUUGGACCUCAGUAAGGUUGAAUCUGGGAAACUGGUGCUUGAAGAAGCAGAAUUCAAUUUGGGUAGAGAACUUGAAGGACUUAUUGACAUGUUUUCAGUUCAGUGUAUCAACCACCAUGUAGAAACUCUUUUAGAUCUCUCGGAUGACAUGCCCAAGUUGCUUCGAGGAGAUUCUGUUCGAGUUGUUCAAAUAUUUGCAAAUCUUAUUAGCAAUUCUAUCAAGUUCACAACAUCUGGCUACAUAAUCUUAAGAGGAUGGUGCGAAAAACCUGGUAGUUGCAGCAACACAGGAAGGCUUCUUCUUAAUCAAGAAUCAGGUUCUUCGCCGAUGAGGAAAUCAAUGAAAAUUCCUUGGAAAAAAGAAAACAAAGUGAAACUGUGGUUUGAAGUUGAGGACACUGGCUGCGGUAUCAAUCCAAGUAAAUGGGAAUCUGUAUUUGAAAGCUUUGAACAAGCUGACCCAUCAACUACAAGAAUGCAUGGUGGCACUGGUUUGGGCCUUUGCAUUGUACGAUCCUUGGUUCGUAAGAUGGGGGGAGAAAUCAAGAUAGUUGAGAAGAAUGGGCCUGGGACAUUGAUGCAGAUAUGCUUGCUUCUUGGCACUUCCCCGGAUGUUGCUGAACAGCACAUUCAAGUAGAACUCGCUGACCAUAGCUUGAUGGUAUUACUUGCUCUAAGCGGAAGUACAGGAAGAUUAAUCAUGUCCCAGUGGCUAGAUGAAAAGGGGGUUUCUACUUUGCAAGCGUCUGACUGGAAUGAGUUAACACAAAUUCUUAGAAGAAUUUUUAAUGACAAAGGUCCACCUGAUGAAAAUUUUAUGGACAUUCAAAACCAGAUAGAACUUUUCACUGCUAAGGAUGUUAAACGGUCACAAUGUAUCAUAGUCGUUGAUAUUGGUUUGCUUGACUUGAGUACCAAUAUUUGGAAGGAGCAGCUGAAUUGCCUGAAUAGAUAUGCAGAUAAAGCAAAAUUUGCAUGGAUAUUAAAUCAUGAUACACCUAGUUCAAUCAAGAAAGAGCUUCGAACAAAAAGGCAUUUUUUGAUGGUUAACAGACCAUUGUACAAAUCAAAAAUGAUUCAGAUUUUGGAAGCUGUCGUAAAGCAUAAGGAUCUUGAACUACAAGAGAAAGGUGAAAGUGGUUCAGUUUCAACGGAAGGGGAAAUGGAUGAAUGUGUUGAGGUUGAUCCAAUUCACUACGAUGCCUCUAGCUCUGAAGAUUCUGAUAAAGGAUAUAUUGGACAUUUGAGCUCUGGAAGUGCAUGUCAAAAUAAAAGGGAGAGAAAUGUAAAACCAUCUUUCUCACAACUCUCAGCUGCAAACAACUAUCUGCUUGAAUUUGAUGAUGAAGGCUUUCCAGAAAGUAACCAGCAUGACAGUAAGAGGGAGAAUGAAAACAAUAGAAACACUUUGGCUAGGAGUAGUUCUGAAGAAAACAAAGAUAUGCUUAUAUCAAAGAAUACGAGUGAACAGAAGUCACUAGAAGGUAUUAAGAUCCUACUUGCAGAAGAUACACCAGUUCUUCAAAGGGUAGCAACAAUUAUGCUUGAAAAAGUAGGAGCUAGAGUGAUGGCUGUUGGAGAUGGAUUACAGGCAGUAAACACUCUCAAAUGCUCUUUAAAUGCCGAAGGAUGCUGCACAACAUCUCCCUUGCAAGAAGGGAUAGUAGCAAGUAUAACUCCUGCUCUAAGCCGGAACUUCCCUCCAUUUGACUUAAUUCUAAUGGAUUGUCAGAUGCCAAAGAUGGAUGGAUAUGAGGCUACGAAAGAGAUACGAAGAUUAGAAUCAGGAACAGGUGUCCAUAUUCCAAUAGUUGCACUGACAGCCCACGCAAUGUCGUCUGAUGAGGCUAAAUGCUUGGAGGUAGGCAUGGAUGCUUAUCUGACAAAGCCAAUUAAUUACAAGCUUAUGGUUUCGACUAUUCUUUCACUAACCAGGAAAGUCACUUGACCCUCUUUUUGUAUCUCUGCAUCUUGUUAGCUUGUAGUACUUUGUAGCUACAACAGAUUUAUACAGUCAUACUAAUGAAAUAAUGACAGAAGUGAGUGAGCUGAUUAGCAUGUUUUGUAGAAAGAAAAAGUUGUACAUAAUCUUUCAUCAACUACAUCUUUUAUAUUGUAUAACUGUAAUCUGUAUGCUAUAUUGCUAUGCACAACUAGCAUAGUUGAAUAUUGAAACUGAUGUAAAUGUAAAUAAUGUAUAUAUUUGUAAUCUUAUUUUAA
This is a messenger RNA of Spinacia oleracea (spinach), 4319 nucleotides long. Its product is annotated as histidine kinase 1. Gene Ontology annotation, molecular function: phosphorelay sensor kinase activity. The coding region runs from base 427 to 4047 and encodes 1206 amino acids. The transcript has 13 exons. NCBI's taxonomy places the organism in Eukaryota, Viridiplantae, Streptophyta, Magnoliopsida, Caryophyllales, Amaranthaceae. The record is from RefSeq and is a predicted model, not a curated record. Gene Ontology annotation, biological process: phosphorelay signal transduction system; phosphorylation.